AUAAUAAGUGGGAUGCGUGGCAGUUAAAGAAUAAGCAGUACAAAGUCAAAUCCUUGGCUACACAAAUCGUCCUUUCUUACUGCUACUGCUGUAUCAACCCCCUCCUCUUCCCUCCGCUCUUUAUAACUCCCUUCUUUCGAUUUAUAUUUUCCUCUCAUCCAAACAAACCCCAUCACUCUCCCAAAAAGGAAUGAAAAGAUGGUGGGACUGAGUGUAGUUUUGGAGAAUCAAAAGAGUGGUAACCAUAACAUAUUCAGUAAAAAAACCCCGCAACUUAUUAGCAAAACAACCAUGUUAAUCAACACCAGCAGCAAAGUUUCUUCAUCUUCUUCGAGCUCUUCUAGGUUGUCUCCUCCUACCACCACUUCUCACAUGGUUCCUUCCUUUCUUGAACAAUGCUUCCUUUGCAAACAAAAACUUUUGCCUGGAAAAGACAUCUACAUGUACAAGGGGGAUAGGGGUUUUUGUAGCGUGGAGUGUAGGUGCAGGCAAAUUUUCAUGGAUGAAGAAGAGAGUUUGAAGAAAGAAAAUUGCUGUUUGGCUUCCAUGAAAAUUAAACCUUCAACACCUUCACCUUCUUCUUCUUCAGGCUCUCGCCAUCAUCGCAAAGCUUAUUGAGAAACCUAUGCAGCUGCCAAGAACUGGAAAACCUUUUUUUUUCAUUUUGGUUAAUUUCAAUUGUAUUUUUCCAGUGUAGGCUUGGCUAAUUUUGUAAUGACGGUGCCAUGCGCUGUCGUUUUGCAUUCUGGAAUGAAGCCAAAAGAGCUUUUCCUUGUCUUUUAA
Gossypium arboreum is the source of this 783-nucleotide messenger RNA. Its product is annotated as FCS-Like Zinc finger 15-like. The transcript has 2 exons. Lineage: Eukaryota; Viridiplantae; Streptophyta; Magnoliopsida; Malvales; Malvaceae. Bases 199 to 618 code for a protein of 139 amino acids. The record is from RefSeq and is a predicted model, not a curated record.